Brassica rapa (field mustard) is the source of this 2361-nucleotide messenger RNA. RefSeq lists its product as uncharacterized. The record is from RefSeq and is a predicted model, not a curated record. Lineage: Eukaryota; Viridiplantae; Streptophyta; Magnoliopsida; Brassicales; Brassicaceae.
AUUAAUAAUUGAUUUAAAUUCACUUAUUGAAUAACACCUUAAAACUCUUUGCCACAAAUAUAUUGUUAUUACAAUAAUUGAAGAUUUGGCUCUUUUACAAAAUGCUGACAUGUUAGCCUAACAUUGGUCAACGCAACCUACUAACAAAGGUCAUAAGAUAACAACGUUCUGUCCAAUAACCUACUUACAUCAAAAUUAAUAUGUAUAGAAAAAUAUUUGCUAAUAAAGCGCGAAGGAUUAAUGCAAGGGUCAACUAUGUAUCUUGUGUGUUUUCUCUAGAGCCACAACUCGUUGACUCCUUCAGAUCCUCCAACAAGUUAGUGGUUAGUGUGUCAUUAUCUUCAACGAUGAUCCUCUCCAACAUGUACUCCUCAACCUAUAGCAGUGUUCGUGACUUCUUGAAACUUCUCUUCUCCUCUUCCUUUUUUCAAGGAUCAUCAAUGGCUUUCACCGAUGUGAAAGAUGGGUCCAAAGGCUUUGUGAAGAGAGUGGCUUCAUCUUUCUCCAUGAGUAAGAAGAAAAAGAAUGCAACAAGUACAGGAGGAGGAAACAAUGAACCCAAGUUGCUUCCAAGGUCGAAAUCAACAGGUUCUACUAACUAUGAAUCCAUGAAGUUAACUUCAGCAAAGAAGAUUCAAGAUGCUACAAGGAUCAAACCAUCAUCUGGUGGAACGCAGCUACCAAGACGGGAAAAGAUUGAUGAUCGUGGUGGUGGUAGGACUAACAAGAGCUUUGGAAAAUGGAGAAGCUUUGAUGACAGUGAUUCUAUAUGGUUAUCUUCAGAUUGUGCAUCUCCUACUUCUCUUCUUGAAGACCGGAGGCUAUCCGUUGCGUUUCGUUUCUCGGUUGAUGAUAGUGUAGUCUCUUGGUUAUCAAAACUUGCAAAUUCUCUGAAUCAUCAAGAUGCAGCUUCGGUUAAAGACCGUUGUAGAAUCCCAAGGAGCAGCAAGGAGAGUGCAGAGAAGAAAGUCAGCUUCUCACAACUUGAACCAGAGAAGCCUUCUUCGCCUCAUGAGAUAAUAAGUGCAGAGGUGUUGGAAUCUAAGAGCGUUACUAAAGUUGAUGAGCCGCUUUUCUGGCCGUAUGAGCAGAGAUUUGACUGGACACCAGAGGAUAUCUUGAAGCAUUUCUCAAUGUCGCCGCGGAGAAAGAAGCUACUGAAUGCCAAAAUGUCUGCAGGUACCUCCUCCCCAAGAUCCAUGAGAGCACAACUUCUCCAGGCAAGAAAAGUAGAUCUCAAAGACGGGUGUAAGAAGAAGCUCGUGUUCAAUGGUCCUGUUAUAAACACAACCAAGAAGAUUCCAGAGCUUAAAAGAACAAUCAGCAAUAAGAAAAAUGAGAGUAUCAUCAAGAACGAGCCCAUCAGGAACUGUGUGAAGAGGAACAAGAGUUUGCCAUCAAGGUUGAGAAAAUCAAGCAAACCAUCAUGUUCAAAGGUUGUACCUAUAGAAGCUGCUGAAGAAGUGAUUAUUGCGGAAGAACGAGCCAAAGCUGAAAUAACAACUAGAAAGCUGAUUAACCGCAGAAGCAAGACAAUGUUGGAAGAUGAUUUUGCAUUUUUGAAUGAUUUCUCAAUUGAAAAAGCGGUGGGGCUUGGCGAGUUUAAGGGUAGAGAGGGUAUAGAUUCAGAGUUUAACUCUGACACUUUCUUGUUUGAUGAUUCUCUCUAACUAAGAGAGAUUUAUAUUUUGGUCCUGAUUAUAUCAUUGGCUCUUUAUACCGACUUUAAGAUCAAAUUCUCAUGGAGUAUAAAACAACCAUCGAGUGUGAUAAGUCUUGAGAGUUCAAGAGCUUUGUAGCCUGUUUUGUUGAUGUAAUAAUGGAGGAAAUGUGUGGAAUAUAGAUUGAGACUAUAAUUAAAAGCCCAAGAAAACAUAAAGUAAUCAGAAGGAUCUUCCUGUAAAGUUGAACUUGCACCUUCAACUAAUGUUCUCCAUCAAACUAAUAUUAACUCAUUUAUUCCAUUUGUCACAUACAAAAUCCAAGCUCAGAACAAACCAGACACAAACAUUGAGUGGUCAAUCAUAGUUCUGGAUCCUAAACUACCACAAUCAUAGUAGCUUCCAGAAAGAGCCAAGAAUGUAACUAAAGAAUAUAUGAAGCAGAAGACCACACUUGAUCAUAUUAUAUUAUACUAUGCCUUGUGUGUGUGUGUGUGUCUAUAUAUGUAUAUACCUUCUAUGCAUGGUUUUAACAUCCGGCUGCUUUCAAAAACUCAUCGUAGGGGCUUGAAGGAGGUAACCGAAACGAAUCUUGUUCCACUCCGUGUGAGCAGGAUGCGAGCUGGCCUUGAGGUUGGACUUGUGACACAGUGAGUGCCUUCUGAUCAUCUUCAUUAGCUUCUUCUGUCUACAACACACA